AUGGAAGAGAUCGCCUUCAGCGAUUGGCCCGGACAACCUGUGGAUUUAAAUUCUGGGAAUAACCCCUGGUUACCAGCGUAUGGAUUUACAGCGCCUUCGGCGCUUCUGGAGAGAGACGAUUUUAUUGGGAAUCCAGAUGCAGAAUAUUUCCUUCAUAGCGGUUUUAGUCACUACAUGUAUUUGGAAACCAUCCUCGAAGAGACCUCCGAUGAUCUUCGAUCGGAAAGUGACGGCGAUUCUCGGGGCUCCCCCGUGGGCUGGCUAGCAACCGAUUCUGAAGCCGGUUCUGUCAUUUGCAUCGAUCCACCAGAUGAUGCAGACUGCGAUUCAGACCGCGAACUAGCUUGCCCUGCGAAAAGGAGAAAACAGGAUUUUUUCCUAAAUUUGCCACUCCCCGAUGAGGAUCUCAACUCCUUAAGCCGAUCUAGCAGCCUAUUGCAAUUCGAAACUUUAGAGAAACAGUGCCAAGAAACGUGUCCAACCUCUCCAAGUAUUUACUCCCAAUAUUCUUUUGAUAGCCUUGAAUCCAAUAUACGGAAGCAUAAUUUAAGCCCUGAUAGUUUAAACAGUCCUAAGAGCGAUGAUACUGAAGAUGAAACGGAUUUUUACAAAACAUUGAAGAUAGACAUACCUACUAGGAAAAAGCAACGUAGCAAUGAUAGUUUGUUAUACGGCGCAAAUAGAUCAUCCGGUUCAGAUACUAGCGAAAGUGACGUCAUUGAUAUUUCGCGGUCGUUUGACAACUUAAAACCUUGGAGAAGUUUUGACAGUUUACCGGUAAAUAAGAUCGUUCGAGAUAAGGUGUCGGCCGAAAAUUUAAGCGAAGAUAGUGGAUAUAGCGAUCAUUUAACGAAAUCUUCAAGUUAUAACAGUUUUAAGAUAAAAGAUGAACUCAAAGUUUAUACUAUGAAAAGUUAUGCGGAAAAGAAGAAUUCUUACGUUGGAUUUUCUGCUUAUGAUGGCGAUAUACUAAACGAGAAUUUCAACGGCAACUUUGGCGUGAGUUAUCAAGAUCUAACCAUCCUUAGGGACCAAGACUUGGACAUCCUAAAAUCUUCUCAGUUGAUAGACAUUUUCGUCAAGAACAAAAAACAACGAGCAUCCCUACCCAUUAACGACAUCUCUGGCUUGUCAACGAAAAUUUUAAAUUUAGAUUCGAAUCGGGAAUGCGGCCGAUCCUCUAAUUCUAAUUUUAAAUCAUCAUCAUGCAGCGAACCGAACUUACUUCAUGAAAUAGACAGUAAGGAAAAUCAGUCCGCCAACAUUUGUGUUUCUAGUGUACCGAAAGAUCUUAAUUUCAUUGGCGAUUUCGAUAAGAGUGCAAGUAAGAGUAUCAGUACGUCAGUAGCAGUCAAAAACUGGAAUUUAGCCGAUUUUCAGCUUGAUGUGUGUAAUGAACAUCACGUAAAAGAAGAAAGGAUGAGUGAGUUUAAACGCGAAGGGAGCUACGCUGAAGCUAUAGCCAACUCGAAUUACAAAAGAGAAGGAAGCUAUGCAGAAGCUAUGACUAAUCGAGUAGAUCUUAGUGACGAUGAACACAGCCUCUAUAAUAGAAACAAACCAAAAUUACCGAAAACACCCAUAGUGGAAUUUGACAAAAAGGUACUUAAAGCAAUUUCCGAACAGAGCCUACAAAGCAUCAUUAACAGUAAUCAGAAUUUACAAGAUAUCUACCUAGCAGAGCCGGCAAGAAUUAUAUCUACUCCAAAACGAAACAUCGUCAGUACUCCGAAUUUAGCAGCACAAGAAAGCGACAUUAUCUACGACUACGAACGUACAAAAUCUACACAAGAUAUAUGCAGAAAAGGUAGUAUUAUAAAAUCCAGUACAAGCACCAGCGGUUUAUCAGACAACGAGGAAAAACUAGCUUCGGUUAAAAGCUUCAACAGUUCAAUUAAUUCUAAAGGUGUCCAUUUUUCGCCGGUAGUUUCCGAGGUCAAUUGGCGUGAUGACAGUGUGUCUACUGUUACGCCCGAUCGUGAAAGUAGUUAUAGUUUCGGUAGUUCAACUCCGGAUAGGCAAUCGCCUCCUAGGCAUAUUAUUAAGCCCAAAGCUGUUAGGUUGUCAUACUCGCAGCCUGAUCUAUCUGAUGGCGAGUCCUGUAGGAAAGAUUUUUUGGAUUCGCUGAAAAAUUUAAGGGAGGAUUUGAGUAAAAGUCAGCCGGAUGUGGCCAAAUUUCGUAGAAGAGGCAGUCAGCUGGUCAAGAAGGACAAGGACGGCAGUGUGGUCAAAGCUUACGUAGACCGCGACGGCAUUCAGUACAAGCACACGCACUUGGAUAUCGGCAUGGGCUUCGGCCACAAUGCAACUAGUAAUUCAACGCCCCACCAUGCCAGCGCCUCAAUUGACAAUCAUAACACGAAUGUUGAGCCGCAGAGCAGCGCCUUCAAGUCAGUUCGCUCAGUCGAUGCGAUGGAAGCACGAGAUGCGCAACGCGGCGUGGCGCAUGCGCCACUCAAAGACGUGAAACAAUCGAAGGCAUCGGGCAAGCUCGGCGGAUUUUUUUCGAGAUUGGCGAGCUUCAGGUUCAGCUUGCGGAAAGGUGCCGAAGAGAAGGCGAAGUUGAAGAAAAAGAAAAAUUCUUCAGCGACCGGGGUGGGAAAUGCGCCAGGCGCCACAAUGGCCCCCCAACAACGCGUCGCCUCAAAAUCCGACUAUAUAUACAUCCCCCUCAAAGGUCCCUCCAAACCUAAUGCCACUCCUCAACACCAUCACCACCACCAUCAACAAAACAGUACUCCUACCACGAUUAGCCCAUUAAACACCACAGAGUCAACACCGAAAUCCACGAACUCCGUUACAUCGAAGCCGCCCCUGCCCAAGCAACCGCCGCGCGUUGUCCACGCAAGCGUUAAAUCUUCGGCGGCGGCAUCGGCGCAUGAACACCGUCAACAGCGCACUGCCGCCUCCGGAGACAACCGGCAACAUCGUAGGCGAACUAUCGAUUCCACCGCUGGCGGGCCACUGUCCAUGGAGCCCAUGGGGCUUAUCGAGACCGAUUUAGAUACGGAGGUUACCGUUAUCACAAACAGUGCCAAUGUGAAAACCAGGAGUCUAUUGGACCUGGGGCCGCAACCCCAUAGGUUGACGCUCGCCGCCGACCACCAGGGCAAAGACCAUCCCCACCAGGCUAGGCCACAUAAGUCCAUGGAGUUCCUGCUUGAUAAACAAAACCUUAAGGUGGUCGAGCCACCUGAAAAUGAACUUCAAAAAGGGGAGAGAGUAAUGUCUGAGCACCAACUUCGAGUACAGCGUUCUCUUCAAAAACUAACGAUUCCUGAUUGGUACAAACAAUCUCCGGUGCCUCGUGAAGGCUUCCUUCUCAAGAAGCAAUCGCCCAGGGAAACAAGAUGGAACGGUACCGGUAGCAAAACAACCUCUCUAAGCAGCCUAGGUUCAAAUACGUUCUCCCCAAUAAUCAGCCCAACGCCCCUCAGCCAACCAUUCGUACGGUGGUCGACUUCGAAGCUAAACUCUACAGCUUCGUCGCCUUGCGCUUCGACGAGAAGUAGCUUUAACACUAGGCAACCUAAUGGUAGCAUUUCUCCUUCUUCGGUGCGAUCCAGCUUUAGCUAUAGACAACCUUACCUCGGUUGGAGAUCGCAAGAACGACUUAGUAGGCCUAGGACUCCAGCCGAGCGGCUAGCCAGUUCGUUGUUAGGUGCUCAAGCUUCGACACAACAGCCCCAAGAAAGCCCCGAGAUCCAAACGUCUAUCAAAGAAGUGACCUCAGCGAUAGUGCAUUAUGUAAGUGGUUUGCGACCGGAAGAUGCUAGAGAUAAGAGCUACGAUUCUCAAGAAACUGCUAGUCAAAGAUCUAAUUCGGUUAGUCCUAGAGGAAGCCAGAAGCUAUGUUGGUUGGAGAGCUCUUUCGUUGGUACUAGGCCCCUAGAUUCACCUCAGACUCCGGUGACCCUAUCAGAAAGCCAAAGUCAUACGCCGGUGUCUUCGACGAAACUUAGGCUAGAUUUACAGACGCAUAAUGG
Psylliodes chrysocephalus is the source of this 3986-nucleotide messenger RNA. Lineage: Eukaryota; Metazoa; Arthropoda; Insecta; Coleoptera; Chrysomelidae. The record is from the annotation of a GenBank genome assembly.